Bolinopsis microptera is the source of this 486-nucleotide messenger RNA. Its product is annotated as centrosomal protein 20-like. Bases 1 to 486 code for a protein of 161 amino acids. Gene Ontology annotation, biological process: cilium assembly; microtubule anchoring. Gene Ontology annotation, cellular component: motile cilium; centrosome; ciliary basal body. The record is from RefSeq and is a predicted model, not a curated record. The transcript has a single exon. Gene Ontology annotation, molecular function: protein binding. Lineage: Eukaryota; Metazoa; Ctenophora; Tentaculata; Lobata; Bolinopsidae.
AUGAGAACUACAAUCUCUUCGUUCAGCAGCCCAGCAAUGAACGAUCUGACAGCUGCUAUCAAAGAAACCCUAGAAAAUGGCGGAGUAAUGAACGACCUGAGAGGAAAAGUGCGGGCUGAAAUAUUCAGGGCUCUGGAAGACACAACUUUAGAGCGGCCCAAACUUCCAUCAGAUAACCUUCUUAUAAACGAGUUGAUCAGAGAAUACCUCACGUUCAACAACUACCAAAACACACUGUCAGUACUGAUGCAGGAAUCCAGACAGCCUCAUCAGAAACUUGACCGGAACUUCCUUUGCUCGGAACUUCAUGUGAAGUCUACCAGUUCACCUGAUACUCCCUUGUUGUACGGUUUAGUGUCUCACUUCACUGAUCAACACUCAAAUAACUGUAAUGAUGUGAAAGAGACUGAUCUAGGUGAUGAGGAGAGCGGGGAGGAGGAGGAGGUUAAUCUCAGACAGCCCGAGGUUACGAUUAUUCGGAAGUGA